Fusarium oxysporum Fo47 is the source of this 984-nucleotide messenger RNA. Its product is annotated as RTA1 like protein-domain-containing protein. The record is from RefSeq and is a predicted model, not a curated record. The transcript has 2 exons. The coding region runs from base 4 to 813 and encodes 269 amino acids. Lineage: Eukaryota; Fungi; Ascomycota; Sordariomycetes; Hypocreales; Nectriaceae. Gene Ontology annotation, cellular component: membrane.
GGGAUGUAUCCGUACGAGCCUAGCAUCAUCGCGGCACUCAUCGCUGCCGGUGUUUUCGGCCUCAGCGCAGCCCUGCACACGUUUGUCGUGGCCAAGAAGAAGACUUGGUUCUACAGCUGUCUCAUCGUCGGUGCUUGGAUGAUGACCGCCGGCUAUGUCUUCCGAAUCCUCUCGUCUAAGAGCCCUAACGAGAUGAUUCUGUACAUCAUGCAGUCACUGUUCAUCAUCCUCCCGCCAUCCCUGUAUGCAGCCACCAUAUACAUGAUCUAUGGCCGGAUCGCCCUGUUCGUGCGAUGCCCGCAGGCAUCCCUCAUCUCCCCCCACAAGAUCACCAAAAUCUUCGUCGUUGGCGACUUAUUCGCCUUCCUCCUCCAGGCAUCCGGCGGAGGCAUGAUGGCUAUGGCCAGCCUCGCCGACAUAGGCCAGAAGAUUGUCCUCGUCGGUCUUUUCAUCCAGAUCAUAUUCUUUGGCCUCUUCCUUAUCGUCUCCAUCAUCUUCCUCAAGCGUAUGGCCGUCCCGGGUGCCGGUAACCCCAUUUCCCGCGGCAAGCGGAGCUGGCAGGCCCUUUUCAUAAUCCUGCUGGUGGCCUCGGCAGUCAUUCUUGCCAGGUGCAUUUUCCGCAUCAUGGAGUUCGCCCAGGGGCACAACGGGGAACUGGCAUCGAACGAGUUACUCAUAUACCUCUUCGACGCGCUCCCUAUGGCGGCGGUGCAGAUUCUUUUUCACGUCGUGCACGCGGGAGACGUCUUCAAUGACCAGGUCGGUUUCACUAAGUUUGACAACGAUACGGAACUAGCUCUCAACCAGGUCUGAGCUGAUCAAGGCGGAUGAAACGACUUUUCAUGUUGUCGCCUGGUUAGUGGUCAUACUCUACUUUGGUUGUUUCCUUGUUGGCGAAGGAAAAUGCAGUUGCGAGUCGUAUUGGACGCAGGCGAGAUGGAACUGCGUAUGUCUGAAGGGGUUGCUGUGCUCGGUCUAGCCUAG